AUGAAAGAAACUACAAAGAAAUAAUCAGUGGAUUGUCACUCUAAUAAUAAAACUGACAGAUAAAAGACUGAUUAAAAGGAAACUUACCAGUCCGAAAUCGCAAUAUUUAUCGGCAAAAGAAAUAUCAGAGGAAUGAAUUUCGUUGGCUUUAUGGCCAUAAAUAGCAGUAUAGCUAUACAGUUUAUGGUUUAAUUCAAACUUGUCACUAAUACCAAAUAAUUCCAACUUUACGACAUGACUCUCGUGCAUGUAAUGGUUCACAUCUAUAUUUUCAUGCUUCUUGAUAUCUCUUGGAAAGUCUCCAUGAUCAACUAUACUUUGGCUUAUACAUUGUUCUAUCUCGAACAUGUCAAGAUUCUCGGAUAUGAAAAUGUGCCAUAAAAUGUUCUAACUGGCCUAAUUCUAUUCUUGUUUAUAUUGAAGAGAUUCCUGGUAUUUAAGGGUCGAAUUGAGACAUAACUUGAUGAUCUGUUCAAGGAAAUAGCGGAAGCAGAGAGAAGUACAAAGAAUAUUCUAGACAUACUUCCGGAAGGAAUAUUGAUAUUUGACUCAAAUUUUAAGAAAUUAAUGUAUGCUAAUGAUUCAAUGUUUAAUAUGGUAUUCUCAAAUAAAAAAUAAAAUUUUAAUUCUGAGGCAUCGUUUCAAAGUGCUAAUUCAAAGAGUAACCAAUCAGCAUCUAAUACUUAAAGUAAUAAGUCUUUUAUGCUAGAAGAUUUGCAAGAUUAUGUAAUUAAUUGGGAUAUUAAGGUAAACAUAGAGGGGGACUCAGAUAGAUAGAUGGAAUCUUCUCAUUAGAGCUUACGAUUCGUAGAUUUCUUUUCAAAACUUAAAGAAAGAGUAAUAUUUCAAGUAAAGAUCAAGAAACCAUUGAGUAUCCUGGCUGAAAUACAAAUUUAGAACUUUAAUAAAGGGACUUAGAAAUUGAUUAUGAUAAGAGACAUCACUAUAUUUAGGUAGAGAGAAUAGGCUUAGGCUGAAAAAUAGGUUUAAACUGUAUUUUUUGCAUCUGUCGCUCAUGAUCUAAGAACUCCUUUAAAUUCACUAUAAGCUUCUAAUAAUUCUCUACUUUCCAAAUUUGAAGAUUAAAACGUAGAUUAAAGUCUAAAGAAGGUUCUUAUGAUCUAAAAAGGAAGCAUUUAGUUCUUAAUUAAUAUAGUAGAAGAUAUUAUGGACUUGUCUAGAUUCCAACUAGGGCAAUUCUCUCUCAACUAAGAACAAUUUGAAUUCGAUGACAUUGUAGAAGAAAUAUUUUAGAUGACUGAAUUUUUAGCCAAAUAAAAAAGAGUUUAGCUAAUCAAGGAGAUAAAUAUUAAUGAAAAAAUCAUGAUAUACUCAGAUAAAAAAAGAAUAAAGUAGGUUUUGAUAAAUUUGGUAAAUAAUGCUCUGAAAUUCACCCACCAAGGAUAUGUAAAAGUCAAAGCAAAAAUCUAAAAUUUGAACUAAGACCAUUACAAUGAGGAAUUUAAAGAUGAUCAACAAGAGAUUGAUGUGAGAUUUGAUAGUGAUAUUUAAUUAGAUUUUCUUAACAGAUUACAAUCCUGUGAUAUAUUAGACUAUCCUUACAAGGCUGAUAAGUAUUAAAAAGCACAACUUAUUGUUAAAGUUAAAGAUACUGGAAUCGGAAUAAAUUAAGUUGAUUAAGAUAACUUAUUUAAAAUAUUUGGAAAACUUAAAAAGACUGAGCAUAUUAAUCAACAGGGUGUUGGGCUUGGAUUAAAUAUCUGCAAAAAGAUUUGUGAAUUCUUAGGCGGACAAAUAUCUGUCAAAUCAGAAGAGAAUAAAGGUACAACAUUCACAUUCACUAUCAAAAUUGAGAUUCAAGAAAGCAGUAGAUCCUUUUGUAAUGGAAUAAAUUAGAUUGGAAAAUACAACACUCAUUUUAAUUGUACAAAUCCUUUUGCAGUGGAAUUUUCAAACUCUCAAAGAUAAUCUUUUUCUCACAAGCAAAUACCUCUAAUUAGUUUUAUCAAUAUGGAAUGCCCUGAUAACGACUGUAAAAAUAUUUUAGUUGUUGAUGAUAAUCAUUUUAAUAUUAUGGCUAUGAAUCUAAUGAUUGAGUAAAUAUACAAAGAUAUUUUUCCAAACUUGAAUCCUAGAAUAGAAUCAGCUAUUGAUGGGAUAGAUGGAUUGCAAAAGAUGAGAUUAGAUAGUCAAAAGAAAUGUUGUAGCUCUUGCUAUUAAUUAGUGUUUAUUGAUUUAAAUAUGCCCAAGAUGGGAGGAUUAGAAAUGAUGAAGCAUAUCAGAUACCAAUAAAAUAUCCAAGGAUAAUUUUAGAAUUACAAAGAAACUAAAUUUGUUCUAAGUACCGCUUAAAAUGAGAGUACCGAAAUUUCAUAUUCAGAGACAGGAUUCAACUAUUUUUGUAAGUAUAUCUUUAAAUAACCUAUUAAUAGUAUCUAAGCCAAUAGAUUUAUCGAUUCUUAAAGAGAUUAUAGUAGGAUAAUAUGA
Stylonychia lemnae is the source of this 2448-nucleotide messenger RNA. NCBI's taxonomy places the organism in Eukaryota, Ciliophora, Spirotrichea, Sporadotrichida, Oxytrichidae. The record is from the annotation of a GenBank genome assembly.